CUAUAGUAAAGCGUGUGCAUCCAUUACAAUAAACAAAGUUUAAUGAUUAAUCUCUCAAAGGAACAACUGAAUUCACGCGACAAAGGACGCAACGCUUUUCCCAUGCAUGAAACGUCAUCAGCUAACUGUCCUCAGCCAAUCAGGAACGAGCUACGGCGCCUCCAGCGUGUCAAAAACCCCUGACGGUUAAGCCGCGUCGCCGCAGACGCGUUUCAAGCACUCGCGCUCACUCACAAUGGCGAGAUAGUCUCGAGAACGAGGAUGCAGCCGCACUUCUUUAGACAACAGACCAUUAAUUUCCCCUGACUUAUCUCCGAUUCAGGCUCCAAACGACGGAAAUACCUUCACGAACCCGAUCAUGGCUCGCGUGGAGCGGAUAGCUGGUGAUUAGAUGGCAGUCGCUGGUGAUAUAUGGGGACUGGAGCGCUGCAACGUACACAGCGGCAGUGAACGGUGAUCAGCGGUGAUCAUGCUCGGACCCAAACCCAGUGUUCUGGACGGGACUGCAGCAGCGGGUGGCGUUUAAAACGAACCGAAGGCACAAAGAAAUAAAAGCCCUGACUGAUCCGGAGCUUUGAGUAUAAGCUGAAAUGGCAGGCAGAAGUCGCAGAUCGUGGUUCAGUGUGUUGCUGGGUCUGGUAGUUGGGUUCACACUGGCGUCCAGGCUCAUCCUGCCCCGGGCCACUGAGCUGAAGAAAGCGGGUCACAAGCGGCGGGCGAGCGGUGGCACGGGCGGCUGCGGAGGUGGAGGAGGGAUGAUGAUGAUGAAGAAGGAGUACGGAGGGGUGCUGAUGGCCGGCACCGAGAAGCCCGCGGUGCCCCAGUCCAACAGUUUCCUGUUCGUGGGCGUCAUGACCGCGCAGAAGUACCUGAACAACCGCGCCGUGGCAGCAUAUAGGACCUGGGCCAAGACUAUUCCUGGCAAAGUGGAAUUUUUCUCCAGCGAGGGUUCUGACACUACAAUCCCAAUUCCCAUUGUGGCUCUGCAGAACGUGGAUGACUCGUACCCUCCACAGAAGAAGUCCUUCAUGAUGCUCAAGUACAUGCAUGACCACUACCUGGACCAGUUCGAGUGGUUCAUGCGAGCCGACGACGACGUCUACAUCAAAAGCGAGAAGCUGGAGAGCUUUCUGAGGAGUCUCAACAGCAGCGAGGCCAUCUUUCUUGGCCAGACGGGCAUGGGCGCCCGUGACGAACUGGGCAAGCUGGCCUUGGAACCAGGGGAGAACUUCUGCAUGGGCGGCCCUGGCGUCAUCAUGAGCCGUGAGGUGCUGCGCAGGAUGGUGCCCCACAUCCGCCAGUGCCUGCAGGAGAUGUACACCACCCAUGAGGAUGUGGAGGUGGGCCGCUGCGUGCGCCGCUUUGCCGGGGUACAGUGCGUCUGGUCCUAUGAGAUGCAGCAGCUGUUCUAUGAGAACUACGAGCCAAACAAGAAGGGAUACAUCCGUGAUCUCCACAACAGCAAGAUCCACCGGGCCAUAACCCUUCACCCCAACAAGAACCCUCCGUACCAGUAUCGCCUGCAUAGCUACAUGUUGAGCCGAAAGAUCGCUGAGCUGCGCCACCGCACCAUCCAGCUUCACCGUGAGAUUGUGCAGAUGAGCCGCUACAGCAACACUGAGGUGCACAAGGAAGACCUCCAGCUGGGCAUGCCUCCUUCGUUCAUGCGCUUUCAUCCCCACCUACGUGAGGAGGUGCUAGAAUGGGAGUUCCUCACGGGCAAGUACAUUUUCUCGUCCUCAGACGGUCAGCCUCCACGUCGAGGCAUUGACUCCUCACAGAAGAUGGCGCUGGACGACAUCAUCAUGCAGGUAAUGGAGAUGAUUAAUGCCAAUGCCAAGACGCGAGGUAGAGUCAUCGACUUCAAAGAGAUCCAGUACGGAUACCGAAGGGUCAACCCCAUGUAUGGGGCGGAGUACGUACUGGAUUUGCUGCUGCUCUACAAGAAGCACAAGGGGAAGACUAUGACGGUGCCCGUGAGGAGGCACGCUUAUCUUCAGCAGACAUUCAGCAAGAUCCAAUUCCUGGAAGAUGAGGAAAUGGACGCCCGAGUGCUGGCUGCCAGGAUCAACCAAGACUCAGACUCGCUGUCCUUCUUGUCUAACUCUCUCAAGAUGCUUGUCCCAUUCAAGCUGAGCGGCCCAGGCGUCGAACAGCAUGAACCCAAAGAGAAGAAGAUCAACAUCCUUGUGCCGCUGGCGGGACGCUAUGAAAUCUUUGUGCGCUUCAUGGCCAACUUCGAGAAGAUCUGCCUCAUUCCCAACCAGAACGUCAAGUUGCUGAUUCUGCUUUUCAGCACGGACAACAACACGGAGCGCAUUAAGCAGAUCGAGCUCAUGAGGGAGUAUCACAUGAAGUAUCCAAAAGCCGAUAUGGAGAUCAAGCCGGUUUCUGGCCCUUUCUCCCGUGCUCUGGCCCUGGAGGUCGGCUCGGCCCACUUUACCAAUGAUUCCUUACUCUUCUACUGUGACGUGGACUUACUGUUUACCCCCGACUUCUUGACCAGAUGUCGCGGGAACACCGUACUUGGGGAACAGACGUACUUUCCCAUCAUCUUUAGCCAGUACGACCCAAAGGUUGUCUACGCGGGCAAGGUGCCCAGCGACAACCACUAUGUGUUCACAUCCAAAACGGGCUUGUGGAGACACUACGGUUUCGGGAUUGUCUGUGUCUACAAAGGAGACUUGGUCAAAGCGGGUGGCUUUGACGUCUCAAUCCAAGGUUGGGGACUGGAGGACGUGGACCUCUUUAACAAAUUCGUCCAGUCCGGGAUCAAGCUGUUCCGCAGCACGGACACUGGCAUCGUGCACGUCCACCACCCCGUGAUUUGCGAUCCCAACCUAGAUCCCAAGCAGUACAAAAUGUGCCUGGGUUCCAAAGCAUCCUCGCACGGCUCCACGCAGCAACUUGCCGAGCUGUGGUUGGAGAAGAACAACCAUGGCUUCCAAAAGAUCUCGAACUCUAAUAACGAAUCAAUGAGGACAGAAUAGACCCCACAAGCGCACAGCCAUCUGUCUUCCUCUUUAUGGUGUUUUUUAACUACCUUAUUUAUUUUUUACAAAAAAGACUUCUGUGGAUAUAUUUUGAAAUAACUUGUUUUGUAAACUGUAAAGGAGCAGCACGACACCUUCAGACUCUGUCUUUUUUUUUUUUUCUUUUUUUUUUUCUUUUUUUUUUUGCAGCGUUACCGAUUGUUAAAAUAAGGAACAUUGACGUAAGAGGAGCAACAACGAGAGAUCUAUUUUACGAAUUUAAUACUGAGCAUUAUAUUUAUGGCACCUCACGUACAGACUUGCUGUGUACCUCACCGGAAAAUGUCGCAAUAGAGUUGAAGAAGGAGUUUGGACACGGACAUGUGGUGUCUGGCAAAUAGUAAAUGUUUAUUUGUGAAUGUUUACAGAGAGCUUUGAACAAGUGAUUGAUACUUGGGAAAGGGGAUCUAUAAAAUAACAAUCUUAAUUGUGACAAUUAAGGGCCAUUGAUCAAAAGUUUCUUUUUUUUUUUCUUUUUGGUUUAUUUUUUCAGUUUAUUUGUCUGGGGGAUCCAUAAUAACACUGUUUUGUUUCCAUUGAUUUUGAUUUAUUUGUUUAUUGACUUCUGUGAAUGAAACUGCUGGAUGUAGAUCUUUCCAUCUCAUUCCCACUGUCUAAUUUAUUGAACGUUCAGUCUCGUAUGAUAUCGGACUGAGGUUGUGUAUGUUAGAGAUUGUGUAACCGUCUCAGUCAUGGAUAGUGUUUUCGUUCCUGUACGUUUUCCUCUCUCCAUCUCGAAUUACUUUGAUUACCAAAGACUUUUUUGCACAGUUGCUGUAGGUGAUAAUUGUUUUGAGCGUGCUUGUGUAUGUAUGUGUGCGUGUAUGUGUCUGUCUGAACACAAGGCGGUGGAGCAGGAAAACACAUGAAUUGUACUGUAGGAUAGAGGUACCAAUGACCAGAUUUCUAUUCUACACAGCUCUAUGAAAGUAUGUCAACAACAAGCCACUUAACAAAAAUGAUGAAAACUAUUUUCUCAUUUUGUUUGAUCAGAGUUUGUUUGCUCCUGUUCGUUAUUUAAUUUUUUUAUACGGUUGCAUACAGGCCUUUCUCCUGUGAUCGAGCCAUGCACUCCAUGGGGAAAUUGGCCUAAACCGCCGCCUCGCCUUCUGAUGUGAGGACCAAUCUCCCACAGUAGUCGGUUUCUAUUUUUUUCUUCUUCUUCUUUGGGGAGUUUUCAUACUUCUGUUCUCUGUUAGCCCCCAUACAACUGGGACAAAUGUUUUAUAUUUAAUAAAAUGGAAAAUGUUUAUCAAAA
Molecule: messenger RNA, 4290 nt
Organism: Megalobrama amblycephala (Wuchang bream)
Lineage: Eukaryota; Metazoa; Chordata; Actinopteri; Cypriniformes; Xenocyprididae
Gene: chsy1
Product: chondroitin sulfate synthase 1
Exons: 3
Coding region: 591-2990 (799 amino acids)
Cellular component (GO): Golgi cisterna membrane
Molecular function (GO): glucuronosyl-N-acetylgalactosaminyl-proteoglycan 4-beta-N-acetylgalactosaminyltransferase activity
Source: RefSeq, a predicted model, not a curated record